This is a messenger RNA of Staurois parvus, 267 nucleotides long. NCBI's taxonomy places the organism in Eukaryota, Metazoa, Chordata, Amphibia, Anura, Ranidae. The record is from the annotation of a GenBank genome assembly.
CAUUCAGCCCACAGACUGCAUAAAGAAAAAAAGAACAUAGCAUAUACACCCAACAAGGACCAGCGACGUACUGGUGCAUCACUGGACUUUGAAUGGUUACACGCAUCAUCCUGCUGCAGGAUUGCUUUUACAAGCAGUGGGAGAAAAUGCCCCCCCCCGCCUACCUUCCACAGCCUUCUCGGGCAGUCCUGUGCCAUCGGGGAAACCUGGGAAUGCAGCCGGUGUUUCUGCCAGCUAAUCAUAGAGCUGAUUGGAGACCGGAAUGGU